Knipowitschia caucasica is the source of this 1941-nucleotide messenger RNA. The record is from the annotation of a GenBank genome assembly. Lineage: Eukaryota; Metazoa; Chordata; Actinopteri; Gobiiformes; Gobiidae.
AUGAAAAUUGGAGAAGUCUUGAGUGUGAGCAGCUCCUUUGUGAGCACAGGGGUUGGGGACCAGCGAAGCCUGGUAAAGUAUGAGUGCAGCAGGACUGUGUGGGCGAGCGCUCCUCUGCUGCUGGCACACUGCACUCUGUGGCGUCUGGUCCUGGCUCCGCACCAGCAGAGACGAGUGAACAAGCAAGACGAGCGUACCAGCAGAGACGAGCGUACCAGCAGAGACGAGCGAACCAGCAGAGACGAGCGAACCAGCAGAGACGAGCGAACCAGCAGAGACGAGCGUACCAGCAGAGACGAGCGAACCAGCAGAGACGAGCGAACCAGCAGAGACGAGCGUACCAGCAAGACGAGCGUACCAGCAAGACGAGCGAACCAGCAGAGACGAGCGUACCAGCAGAGACGAGCGUACCAGCAGAGACGAGCGUACCAGCAAGACGAGCCCCUCACCAUCGCAGCCCUCACCAUCGCAGCCCUCACCAUCGCAGCCCUCACCAUCGCAGCCCUCACCAUCGCAGCCCUCACCAUCGCAGCCUUCACCAUCGCAGCCCUCACCAUCGCAGCCCUCACCAUUGCAACCCUCACUAUCGCAGCCUUCACCAUCGCAGCCCUCACUAUCGCAGCCCUCACCAUCGCAGCCCUCCCCAUUGCAGCCUUCACCAUCGCAGCCCUCACUAUCGCAGCCCUCACCAUCGCAGCCUUCACCAUCGCAGCCCUCACCAUUGCAGCCCUCACCAUCGCAGCCUUCACCAUCGCAGCCUUCACCAUCGCAGCCAUCACCAUCGCAGCCUUCACCAUCGCAGCCCUCACCAUCGCAACCUUCACCAUCGCAGCCCUCACCAUCGCGGCCCUCACCAUCGCGGCCCUCACCAUCGCAGCCUUCACCAUCGCAGCCUUCACCAUCGCAGCCCUCACUCACCAUCGCAGACCUCACCAUCGCAGCCCUCACCAUCGCAACCCUCACUCACCAUUGCAGCCCUCACCAUUGCAGCCCUCACUCACCAUCGCAUCCCUCACCAUCGCAGCCCUCACCAUCGCAGCCUUCACCAUCGCAGCCUUCACUAUUGCAGCUUGCGACACCAAACGCAAGUGCGACACCAAACGCAAGUGCGACACCAAACGCAAGUGCGACACCAAACGCAAGUGCGACACCAAACGCAAGUGCGACACCAAACGCAAGUGCGACACCAAACGCAAGUGCGACACCAAACGCAAGUGCGACACCAAACGCAAGUGCGAGAACAAACGCAAGUGCGAGAACAAACGCAAGUGCGAGAACAAACGCAAGUGCGAGAACAAACGCAAGUGCGAGAACAAACGCAAGUGCGAGAACAAACGCAAGUGCGAGAACAAACGCAAGUGCGAGAACAAACGCAAGUGCGAGAACAAACGCAGUCACCCACCUCCCUCUACGCUCCUUCAAACCCUCACCAUCGCAGCCAUCACCAUCGCAGCCCUCACCAUCACAGCCUUCACCAUCGCAGCCAUCACCAUCGCAGCCCUCACCAUCGCAGCCAUCACCAUCGCAGCCUCACCAUCGCAGCCCUCACCAUCGCAGCCUUCACCAUCGAAGCCCUCACUCACCAUCGCAGCCUUCACCAUCGCAGCCCUCACCAUCGCAGCCCUCACCAUCGCAGCCCUCACCAUCGCAGCCCUCACCAUUGCAGCCCUCACCAUCGCAGCCCUCUCCAUCGCAGCCUUCACCAUUGCAGCCCUCACCAUCGUAGCCCUCACUCACCAUCGCAGCCUUCACCAUCGCAGCCCUCACCAUCGCAGCCCUCACUCACCAUUGCAGCCUUCACCAUCGCAGCCCUCACCAUCGCAGCCAUCACCAUCGCAGCCCUCACCAUCGCAGCCCUCACUCACCAUCGCAGCCCUCACCAUCGCAGCCUUCACUAUCGCAGCCUUCACUAUCGCAGCUACAUCAGAAGUAACUUUUUGA